Molecule: messenger RNA, 3903 nt
Organism: Conger conger (European conger)
Lineage: Eukaryota; Metazoa; Chordata; Actinopteri; Anguilliformes; Congridae
Product: calcium/calmodulin-dependent protein kinase type IV
Exons: 11
Coding region: 911-2356 (481 amino acids)
Biological process (GO): protein phosphorylation
Molecular function (GO): calmodulin binding; ATP binding; calcium/calmodulin-dependent protein kinase activity
Source: RefSeq, a predicted model, not a curated record
AGCAGGAUGUAUUGGGUGUUCAUGGGGAUUCUGGUGACCAGGACAUAGUAGUUGAAAACCUAUAACUAUCUAAUUAUAUGCCAUUGUUCUUUAACAUCGUGAGCUGAUAGGCCUACUGUUAUUUUUAUUGUCACUAUUAUUUAAAAUCAGCGUGACGUUUUAAUGCUUGCAAAUGGGGAUUUUGCGUUCUACGAUUUGUAUCAUUAAUCCUCUUGGACGGAAUGCCGAUUGAAAUCGAAUCCUGCAACAUUUGCAUACGGUGAAGAUCACUGAAAAGCUUCGCUGCAUUUCUUAUGACAGAUAGAGCCUAACCGUAACCCAGUUCGGCCAAAUAGCAAGAUGCUUUUGACAUAGAUAUAGGUGAAAAAUACAAAAGCGAAAUGGAAUUGCUUACCCCUUACACGGGCCGUCCCUGUGGAUACUGAAGAAACUAUAUCUAAUAAUAAAUUGUAAAAGGACAUAAAAAGACACACAAAAGAAGAAGAAGAAAAAGAAAAAACAACAAUACGAAGAUUUAUAUACAGCUGUAAUUUAAAACCAGUAUGUUAAUGUGUUGCAUUUAAUAAUCACGGUAUUAAUUUGUAAGCUUUAAGAAAAAUCGCUGGAAUGAUCUUACUGUCCUCAGUUAGUAUAGUUUUAAACAGUCUUAUUUUAAAUUAAAGCGCCGGAUCUUAUAACUUUUACGACUUCAAUUUUGACGGCAGUAGGGACAAAGGUGAUAUCCCAUGACAACUGUUACUGUACAAAUGACGAUUUGAGAAUUGUACGGUUUCAGGGGAAUUUGGACAGAAAACGGUGCAUUUCUUGGUUUUGUUGAUGAUACGUCUCGUUCGUACGCAAAACAGGGAAGUCUGCUUUUGGGGUGCGCUUUCUUAAAGAAGACACGGUGUGUUGUGCUUUUUUGGCAAACAUGCCCACCUCUCGCUCCGGUGCCACCUCAGCGGAAUACUGGGUCGACGGCUCGCGACGAGAUGUCUCCAUUGAAGAGUUUUACACCAUGGGCCCGGAACUAGGAAGGGGGGCCACGUCAGUGGUGUUCCGCUGUGAGGAGAAGCAGACGCAGAAACCCUACGCUACAAAGAUCCUGAAGAAAACCAUUGACAAGAAAAUAGUGCGGACUGAAAUUGGAGUUCUGCUACGACUCUCCCAUCCAAAUAUUAUCCGACUGAAGGAGAUCUUCGAGACAGAGACGGAGAUCGCACUCAUUCUGGAGCUGGUGACUGGAGGGGAACUCUUCGACAGGAUCGUGGAGAGAGGGUACUACAGCGAGAGGGAUGCAGCUCAUGUUAUCAAGCAAAUCCUGGAGGCAGUGGCGUAUUUACAUGAGAACGGUGUGGUACACCGGGACCUGAAGCCAGAGAACCUCCUCUAUGCUGACCUGUCACUGGAUGCCCCUCUCAAGAUAGCUGAUUUUGGCCUAUCCAAGAUUAUAGAUGAACAAGUGACCAUGAAGACAGUGUGUGGUACCCCUGGAUAUUGUGCGCCGGAGAUUCUCCGCGGCAACGCCUACGGCCCUGAGGUGGACAUGUGGUCCGUGGGAGUCAUCCUCUACAUCCUGCUGUGUGGCUUUGAGCCGUUCUUUGAUCCCAGAGGAGAUCAGUACAUGUACAGCCGUAUCCUCAACUGCGACUAUGAGUUUGUCUCCCCCUGGUGGGACGAGGUGUCCGUCAACGCCAAGGAUUUGGUGAGUAAGCUCAUCGUUCAGGACCCUGUGAAGCGGCUCACAGUCCAGCAGGCACUGCAGCACCCCUGGGUCCUGGGCAAGGCCGCCCGAUUCUCCCACAUGGACACCACCCAGAGAAAGCUGCAGGAGUUCAACGCCCGACGCAAACUCAAGGCCGCUAUGAAGGCGGUGGUGGCCACCAGCCGCAUGCACGAGGGCUCCCGCCGCCGCACGGACAGCUGCGAGGGCACGGGGUGCCACAAGACCUCCCGGCACAGCAGCAUGCAGAAGGAGCCUUCCCAGGAUUCCCAGGGGCACGCGGACAGCUCCCCGGACCUCACCGAGAAAGGGUCCGACCGGAGCCGGCCGCCGCCCCUCCCUCAAGGCCCUCCUCCGCGCAGCCCCGAACCGCUUCCCGCCCCCGCGGCGAAGUCGCCGGACGCGCCCGCCAGCCCCCGGCCCGCCAGGCCGCCGCUGAAGCCCGAGGGCGCGAAGCGGGCGUCAGCCAUCCCCGAAACCGCCGCCGCCGUCGUUCGGCCCGCCACGCCCAGGAAGGCCUGCUCCGCGGUGGACCCCGCGGGCGACAAACACGAGCGCCCCCCUGCCCUGCCCGCCCCGCCCGGCCCCAAAAGCCUGAGCAACGGGUUCGUGGUAGGGGUGGAGUCCGGCAGUAAGACGACGCAGUGCCAAUGACCGACCGCGCCCGCGGCGAGAGGGCCGGACGUUUUUCGGCCGAGACGACGAAGAAGGACGAAGACGGAGGAGGAGAAACCUGACAUGGACUUCAGCUGCUCUCCUGCCCUCGACGGAGGGGGAAUAAAAAUGACUUCAGACCCUUAUUUAUUCUUUAGAACUCAACCAAACACUAGAAACUACCAAUGACACUGACACUUUCGGGGGGAAAAUGGCUGCCAAGGGGUUUUGACUCGUGGAACGUUCAGCCAAUUUUCCAUGUUUUGAUGUUCCUAAGAUGUACCUCCUUUCUCCAUUGUGUUUAAAUCCACUACCGAAUCUCAGAGUGAGAAGAUCCUUUUGAAAUGAGUGAGACCUUACCUUCUCAUAAGAUGUUUUCUUUUAUCUUCUCUGUACCUUUCCACUAUUAAGUCCUGGAAUUUGCUGAUAUUUUAUGCAAAUACACUGUAGAUAUAUCCCUUUCCCUGAUGUAAAGCUUUGAGAUAGUAAUGGUACCGUGCUGUGUUUGUGAGCUUACCGAUAUCGUAAAGGUGUACAUGUGUAUAUUUGUUUUUGAGACAGCUGUUCAGAACGCCUUUUCUUAUGUAGGCUACUGUAAAUAUUGAAUUAGUGAUUGUCCUCUUUCUGCAUUAUUAGAUUUUUCUUUUCUUUUUUUUAGCAUAUGCUUUUGGCCAACAUAUUUUUGUGUGUGCAGUGAGUGAUCUUUCCAAUAGUUUCUGAAGUUUCUUGUUGGCUUUACAAUCGCUGGUAUGAAGGCAUUUAUACGGCAAGCCGAUCUUUGGAACUAUAUAAAUAUUGUUUACUGCACAUAAAAUCUAGGACAAUCAAAAAAAAAAAUGUAAACUCAGCAGUUCCCCUUGAACAUUAAGGAUAUUACUCUCGUGGACUCUCUCCUUUUUUCUCCAUAUUGGUGAAACUUGUUAAAGGAACUUGUCUGUUCCUCAAACCACUUUUACACAUACCCGUUGCAACUUCGGAAGUGGCUGUCAGCGAUUGUAUCAUAAUGCAGUAAGGUAAUGUCACCAGAGGAGACAUCAGUUCCAAAUACAUUUCUAAUUCACCAAUCACAACCGCGCUCUCUACCUCUCGGCUGCAUUGGGGCUUCCAGAUCUAGACAGCAGACGACGCUCAAGCAUGAUAGAACAAUUUUGUACUUGGCCAGCACCACAAAUGAUUACUUAUAUACUCCAUUACGCAUAUAAUCGAUAACAUAAUAAUGUAUUAUUUCAGUACCCAUCACUUCUCAUCUCAAAGGGCUGUUGUCAUUGGACAUUUGGUCAAGUUCACGUGAAUUCUGCUUUCCGUCCAAACCAAUUGCUUUUGUACACAGGGACACACGCCCGUGCUCCUCUAAAUAUUUCACCAAUGGGAAUGACCAGUGAUUAAAAGAUAAUGGGGCUAAACAAAUAGAAGCACAUAUGGAACCAUAGGUGGCUAUCAAUAUAAAAUGGUGUAAAGAAAUGUACAUAGGUUGCUUACAAUGUUAUGUUAAAAUCAUGUUUCUGUGUUCCAUGUUUUGAUGAAUAAAUAUGGUUAUAGACAAGUAA